Molecule: messenger RNA, 2054 nt
Organism: Myotis daubentonii (Daubenton's bat)
Lineage: Eukaryota; Metazoa; Chordata; Mammalia; Chiroptera; Vespertilionidae
Gene: CHMP1A
Product: charged multivesicular body protein 1A
Biological process (GO): vacuolar transport
Source: RefSeq, a predicted model, not a curated record
CUCGCGAGAGGGGCCGGACGCCGGAAGUGAGGAACAACCCGGAAGUUCCCACCCGCCGCCGUUCGACGCCCCCUGGAGAUUCCGUCUCAGGGCCUCUGCGAGGGCUCCGCUGCCGGCCUGGCCAUGGACGAUACCCUGUUCCAGCUGAAGUUCACAGCGAAGCAGCUGGAGAAACUGGCCAAGAAGGCGGAGAAGGACUCGAAGGCGGAGCAGGCCAAGGUGAAGAAGGCCCUGCAGCAGAAGAAUGUGGAGUGUGCCCGUGUGUACGCGGAGAACGCCAUUCGCAAGAAGAAUGAAGGUGUGAACUGGCUGCGCAUGGCGUCUCGCGUGGACGCCGUGGCCUCCAAGGUGCAGACAGCUGUGACCAUGAAGGGGGUGACCAAGAACAUGGCGCAGGUGACCAAAGCCCUGGACCGAGCGCUGAGCAGCAUGGACCUGCAGAAGGUGUCUGCGGUGAUGGACAAGUUCGAGCAGCAGGUGCAGAACCUGGACGUGCACACCUCGGUGAUGGAGGACUCCAUGAGCUCGGCCACCACGCUGACCACGCCACAGGAGCAGGUGGACAGCCUCAUCGUGCAGAUCGCAGAGGAGAACGGCCUGGAGGUGCUGGACCAGCUCAGCCAGCUGCCCGAAGGCGCGUCUGCCGUGGGCGAGAGCUCCGUGCGCAGCCAGGAGGACCAGCUGUCCCGCAGGUUGGCUGCCCUGAGGAAUUAGGAGCCGCGCAGGCAGCUCCAGGCCCGCGAGCCCUGCCUCUCGCCUUCGCGCCGACCCUGUAGCAGCGUCAGCCCUCACUGCUCUCCGCACUCGCCCGCCGGGCCUGGAACCCUCCUGUCCUCCCAGGCUGGGCGGCGGGUGCGUUUGCACAAACUUCUGACUUUCGUGGGUGGUUUCUGUGACUUUGGGCCAAGCAGCUGGAGGGUCUGUGGGCUCCCUCUGUGCCCCAGUCUGUGGGGAUGCCCUGUGAUAGCAGGUGUGCUGCUGACCAGCAGCAGUGGGGUUGGGGUCCCCUUGCCAGGCGGUACCUGGAGCCCCCCCAGCAGCGGGCAGGCCCCCCCCACCCCUAGACAGACACGGGCAAGGCCCCAGGACGUGUGGGGGACGCCCUCGAGGGCCACCCAGCAAACACGUCCCCCGCGGCCUUUGCAGAACGUCCAGGGGUGGGGUCCUGUCCCCUCCAGCCUGGUCCUGCCCUCUGCUGCUGGCUGAGCCCCUGGGGGAAGCUGGCCCCGGGUCCAGGCGUGCCCACUCUGGGGCACGUCCUCACUCUCCUGCCUGUGGAGGGCCUGGGGUGUGGGGUGACCCCUUGGAGCCCCGUCAGCCACACAAUCACAUCUGGUACUAAACUGCAGUGCCUCUUCCAACGGCCCCUCCUGCCUGGGCUCACACCCUUGACCUUGGAAGCCGGAGUGGCUGAUAGCCCAGAGAGCCACCCUUGGGGGGAGGCCCCCCCCCCCCCCGUGGCUGCGUGUCCAGGACAGCAGCAGGUCGCCCCGAUGACCUGCGAGGACGGCCAGGAGACGGCUGCACUUCCCGUUCUUCACGGUCCUGAAGUUUACUUUGUUUUCCUGAAGCUGUUUGGUUUGUUUUGUUUUUUUGUGUGUUUUGGGGUUUCUUUUUUGCCAAAAUACAAGGAGCAAGCGGCAGGGGGGAGCGUUGGGUCUGCGUCCUCCUCUGUGGAGCUGCGCGGUGGGUGCGGCCAGGCCGGCUCUGCACAGCUGACCGCCGGCCAGCCCUUCCCAGAGGCUCCGCUGUCCAGUCGCCUCACACCUUCACCUUGGCUCCUGCGCUUGCUUCUUCCUGGACGUGGGAGCCGUGGUGUCCGUGCAGUGGGCGGCGUUGGGCAGCCGAAGGGGCGAGGGCUGUGGGUGAGACCUGGCGUUCUCCUGCCUUACUCCCUGGCCGUGCCCUUCGGGGCGCCCACGUCUGGGGGUUCAGAGGUUGUGGGUUUCUGGGACCCGGGUCGGGGGCGGGGAGGCCGUGGCUCAUGGAAGGCAGUGGGCGUGUGUGCCCUUUUCCUAAAAUGCUACUGUAAAUAAAAGUUGAUUGAGACAUUG